AUGGACCCAGGACCAUCAAGACAGCCCCUCUUACCUCCUCCCCUUCAAUCUGUAGUCAAUGUACAAGAAGAUCGUCUCUCGUUCCCGCCAGCGUCACAGGCCCAGAUCUUGAGGGCUCAACAGAGGGACAGUUCUCAGAUCCACCGAUUGACAGAAUUAGCUGCAGAGCUUCUCAGAUCUUUGUUCGGAACAAGAUGGCUCGCACAUCGUCAGACCAUCGUGGAUCUCACUACUCGAGCCGUGUAUCUCUUCCUCACCCUUGGUAGAGGUCAACAAACACUAGGAGAGGAAUAUACCGAUAUCGUGCCUUUUGCCUCCAAGUCACGACGAUUACCUUCCCGUACGCGGAGGAUGGUCACUAUUAUACUACUGCUAAUCCCUUCCAUCCUCACCAGUCCGAGUACUAUCACAUACCUCAGAAACGACGAUUCGAGGUGGUGCAGGACUAAGAGAAGUUUGGCGGAUGUAUUAGAGUCGCCGUGGGCCAGAAUCGGGGCAGAGUUGCAUCUCGUGGCGUUUCUCUUAAGGGGUCGGUUCUUCGACCUUGCCAGGAGACUGACAGGAAUGACAUAUAUCUCCACUCUUCCUGCUCGACCCCCAGAGCAAACACCUUCCUACGAACCCCUAGGACUGCUUCUGUUGAUAGCCCUUCUCAACCGUCUAAUCUCUACUCGUAUGCGUGCCCAAUCUGACCCUAUCACACCUCCACCGAACCUCGCUUUCUCAUCAGUACCACUCUCCUCACUUCCCCUAUCCCCCCCACUGACCCCUCCACCGAACAACGAAGUCGUCCUAUUAUCCGCUCGGACUAAAGACUACGAUCGACCCAAUACAUAUCUCUCUCCCUCCGCUCAAAUCCUGAGCGGGAGACAAUGCACUCUGUGCCUCGAGCCACGCGGAACGGGGGAAGGAAGCGGGGGAACGGUAGGAGUGACCGAGUGUGGACAUGUGUUUUGCUGGGGAUGUCUGGGCGGGUUGGAUAAAAGAGAAUGCCCUUUAUGCCGCCAGGGUCUUCGGAUGGAGCGGUUGGUAGCCGCUUAUAAUCUGUAG
This is a messenger RNA of Tremella mesenterica DSM 1558, 1050 nucleotides long. RefSeq lists its product as uncharacterized. Gene Ontology annotation, cellular component: peroxisomal membrane. The record is from RefSeq and is a predicted model, not a curated record. Gene Ontology annotation, molecular function: zinc ion binding. Gene Ontology annotation, biological process: protein import into peroxisome matrix. NCBI's taxonomy places the organism in Eukaryota, Fungi, Basidiomycota, Tremellomycetes, Tremellales, Tremellaceae. The transcript is spliced from 5 exons. The coding region runs from base 1 to 1050 and encodes 349 amino acids.